Molecule: messenger RNA, 6183 nt
Organism: Tetrahymena thermophila SB210
Lineage: Eukaryota; Ciliophora; Oligohymenophorea; Hymenostomatida; Tetrahymenidae
Product: zinc finger lsd1 subclass family protein
Exons: 20
Source: RefSeq, a predicted model, not a curated record
AUGAUUUACAAAUAUACUUCACUUUUUUGGAUCCUUAAUAUCAUACUAUUAGCUUAUGGAGCUGAUAAGCUUGUAGUUUAGGAAUUAACUUCAACUUUCACAGGCUCAGGCUGGUCUCCUAACACUAUAUCGUAAUGUCAAACAGGUGCUCUUACCGAAUUUUCAAAUCAAAAUGUGAUGGGUUUUUUUGGUUUAGGAAGCAAUACUUCUACUAAAACAUUUACCAAUAUACCUCCUCACUGGAGCCUUUCAAUUAGAUUUGAUUUACUUCUUUAUUAAUCUUUAGAUUCUAGUGAUUAUGUUUAUGUUAAAAUUAAUGGAAACAUAGAUGCUUACUAAAAAGAUAAUCCCGAUAACGGUUAUUUCAGAUGCAUCUCAACGAAUGUAUUUUUUUUUGAUGAGGUAGUCCUUUACUAUAGAAAUUUUACUCAUUCUGAUUCUUCAAUAUCUGUGACCUUAUUUUCUCAAACAGACGAAGCCAUCUCUAAUGAAGGUUUUGGUUUUAACAAUUUUUAUUUAUACGUAGAUACUUGCCAUGAUUCAUGCUCAACUUGUACUGGACCUACUGCAACUUAAUGUCUAACUUGUCCUACCAAUUCUAUUUAAAAUGGAAAUAAAUGCAUAUGCAAUAAUGGCUAUUCUGCCUAAAACAAUCAAUGCAUACAAAUUUGCUAAUCAGGAUAUACUAAGGAUUCUACAGGAAAAAUUUGCGUUCAAGAUUUUUGUAGUAAUACAACAUGUGACACUUGCUAAAAUGGCUUAUGUAUAUCUUGUAAAUCAGGAUUUUAUUUGCUAAACGGAUAAUGUGUAUCAAGUUGCCCUUCCUACUCCACUCAAAGUGGUUAGUAAUGUAUGGACAUAAUUUCUUAAACUUAAUAUGGAGGUUACUUGCUGAAAAGCAUGUUUAAUACUUACUUUGGAGAGAGUGAAAUUAUAGGAUCUGGUCUAAAUGCAAUUGGAUUUUUAGGAAACAUUAAUACUUCUAGCAGAGCAUUAACUACUGUAUGUAAUGGUAAAACAAUCUUAGGUGGCGCAUACUUAAGCUCUAAGAACUCACUUAUUUAAGCAAAAUUUAAUUCAUUGUAACCUCACAGGUCAGUAACUAUAGGAUAUACUUUAUAUAAAAUUGAUGCAUGGAAUUAAGAAUAUGUAUAGUUAAUUGUAGAUGGAGAUUUAAUUACUGUAACAAUAAGAAAUAUGUUUGACGGAGGAGUGAACUUAUGUGGGAAGAUUUAAUAUAAUGACUAAAUUAUCAAAGUUUCUUAAAAAUUUUCACAUUCAAAGAAUUCCCUUGAGUUAAAUAUCUCAAGUGGUUUAAAUAGUGAUCCAUUUACUGAAUCUUAUGGUAUUAGGGAGCUCUUUAUACUUGUUGAUUAUUGUUCUCCUAAUUGUCUAUAGUGUGAUAAUUAAGGAUGUAACAAAUGCUAAUAGGGCUUAUAUUUAUACAACUAUUAAUGUGUCUUAACAUGUCCAGAUAGUUUCGUUACUGAUGCAAAUAAAAUUUGUCAACCUUGUGAUUUUUCUUGCUAUAAUUGUUUUUAACCAUUAAGCAGUACAUCUUGUUUGACUUGCUAACCUAAUACAUAUCUAAAUCCUAACAAUUCCUGUCUAAAUAAUUGCCCUUCUAAAUAUUGGGCAAAUAACUCGAAUUUGUCAUGUUAGGCUUGUGAUGCUACAUGUUAUAAUUGCUAAAAUCCAGGCGAUUCAAACUCAUGUACAAAUUGCAAUGGUUAAUUUUAUCUGCUAUACAAUAAGUGCAUUGCUAUUUGUCCUCCCAACACAUUUGCUGUAGCAUAAACAAAUAACAAUAUUUGUUAAUCAUGCGACUUAUCCUGUAAAACAUGUGAUGGACCAAAUAGCAAUAAUUGUUUAAGUUGUUAAAGCCCAAUGUUUUAUUAGCAGACCUCUAAAACUUGUGUAUCCUCAUGUAAUUAAAAUUAAUUUUAGAGUAAUUAAAUUUGUUAUCCUUGUGAUUCUUCAUGUAAUACUUGCUCAGGUCCUAGCUAUUUUAACUGUCUCUCUUGCUCAGGAAAUACAUUUUUAUACCAAAAUUAAUGUAUUACCAACUGCCCAGUAAAAUAUUAUAAUAAUAGUUAGAAUAAUUAAUGUUCUCCAUGCGAUUCUACAUGUUAUACAUGCAAUGGAAAUGCUUCUAACAAUUGUUUAUCAUGCGAAUUAUAAAGAUAUUUUGAUUUUUAGUCAAAUAAAUGUGUACUUGCAUGUAAUUCUAACUAAUACCCUGAUUUAAACACUAUUUCUUGUAAAUAAUGUGAUUCUUCCUGUAAAUCUUGCAACGGCUCAACAGCUUCUAACUGUACAGAUUGCAGAUCAGGACUAUUCUUACAAAAUAAUUAAUGCAAGUCUAUUUGUGAUGGUUCAUAUUUUGGAAUGACUUAAACUAAUACUUGCUAACCAUGUCAUUUAUCUUGCUUCUCAUGCAAUGGUUCAAGCAUCAAUAAUUGCUUAAGCUGUUAAGCCCCAAGAUAUUUUGAUCCUACAACUAAUUAAUGUGUUUUAGUUUGUAAUUCUAAUCAGUAUCCUGAUUUAAUAUCUAAUUUAUGUAAGCAAUGCGAUUCAACUUGCUUGAGUUGUAAUGGCCCAUACAUUUAUAAUUGCACAAGUUGUAGAUCAGGACUAUUUUUACAAAAUAAUUUUUGUAAGUAAACCUGUGAUAGUUCUUAUUUUGGAGCGACAUAAACUAAUACUUGUUAACCAUGCUAAUCACCUUGUAAAACUUGUGAUGGACCUAACAGUAAUAACUGCUUAAGUUGCUAAACUCCAACAUUUUAUCAGUAGAUCUCUAAAAUUUGUAGUAACUAGUGUUCUCAAUGUGAUUCUAGUUGUUAUACGUGCAAUGGAAGUUCAUCUAACAAUUGUCUUUCUUGUGAACUAUAAAGAUAUUUUGAUCCUUAAUCAAGCAAAUGUAUUACCUCUUGUAAUUCUAAUUAAUAUCCUGAUGUUAGUUCUAAUUUAUGUAAAGUUUGCGACUCUUCAUGCCUAACUUGUAAUGGAUCAUAUAGUUCUAAUUGUACAAGUUGUAGAUAAGGGCUUUUCUUACAAAAUAAUUAAUGCAAGUAAAAUUGUGAUGGUUCUUAUUUUGGAGAAUCUGUAACAAAAACUUGUCAGCCAUGUGACUAGUCUUGUAAAACUUGUGAUGGUUCUAACAAUGCUAACAACUAAGUUUGCUCUUCUUGUGAUUCAUCAUGUGCCACUUGCUCAGGUCCUAGCAAUUUUAACUGUCUAUCUUGCUCAUUAAAUAAAUUUUUAUAUUUAAACUAAUGUUUUACUAACUGUCCUGUGAGAUUUUAUAAUAAUGCUUAGAGUAACUAGUGUUCUCAAUGUGAUUCUAGUUGUUAUACGUGCAAUGGAAGUUCAUCUAACAAUUGUCUUUCUUGUGAAUUAUAAAGAUAUUUCGAUCCUUAAUCAAGCAAGUGCCUUUCCUCUUGUAAUUCUAAUUAAUAUCCCGAUAUUAGUACUAAUUUAUGUAAAAUUUGCGAUCCUUCUUGCUUAACUUGCAAUGGCUCAUAAAGUUCUAAUUGUACAAGUUGUAGAUAAGGGCUUUUCUUACAAAAUAAUUAGUGCAAGUAAAGUUGUGAUGGUUCUUAUUAUGCAGAAUCUCUUACAAAAAUUUGUCAGCCUUGCGACUAGUCUUGUAAAAUUUGUGAUGGUCCUUACAAUACUAAUAAUUAAAUUUGCUCUUCUUGUGAUCCUUCAUGUGCCACUUGUUCUGGUAGUAAUAGUUUUAACUGUCUGUCUUGCUCAUCAAAUAAAUUUUUAUAUUUAAACUAAUGUAUAACUAAUUGUCCUGUGAGAUUUUACAAUAAUACUCAGAAUAACCAGUGUUUUUAAUGUGAUUCUAGUUGUUAUACAUGCAAUGGAAGUGCAUCUAACAAUUGUCUUUCUUGUGAAUUAUAAAGAUAUUUUGAUCCUUAAUCAAACAAGUGCCUUAUCUCUUGUAAUUCAAAUUAAUACCCUGAUGUUAGUUCUAAUUUAUGUAAAGUUUGUGAUUCUUCUUGCUUAACUUGCAAUGGAUCAUAAAGUUCUAAUUGUACAAGUUGUAGAUAAGGGCUUUUCUUACAAAAUAAUUAGUGUAAGUAAAUUUGUAAUGGCUCUUACUUUGGAGAAUCUGUAACAAAAACUUGUCAAGCAUGUGACUAGUCUUGUAAAACUUGUGAUGGUCCUAACAGUAAUAACUGCUUAAGUUGUUAAGCACCAAAAUUUUAUCAGUAGACCUCUAAAAUUUGUGUAUCCUAAUGUAAUUAAAACUAAUUUUAAGAUACUAAUAAUUAAAUUUGCUCUUCUUGUGAUCCUUCAUGUGCUACUUGUUCUGGUCCUAGCAAUUUUAACUGUCUCUCUUGCUCGUUAAAUCAAUUUUUAUAUUUAAACUAAUGCGUUACUAAUUGUCCUGUGAAAUUUUAUAAUAAUGUUUUGAGUAAUCAGUGCUCUCUGUGCGAUUCUAGUUGUUAUACAUGCAAUGGAAGUACAUCUAAUAAUUGUCUUUCUUGUGAAUUAUAAAGAUAUUUUGAUCCUUAAUCAAGCAAAUGUCUUACCUCCUGUAAUUCUAACUAAUAUCAUGAUGUUAAUUCUAAUAAAUGUAUUUUUUGUGACCCUUCUUGCUUAACUUGUAAUGGCCCAUAAAUAUCUAAUUGCACAAGUUGUAUAUCAGGGUAAUUUUUACAAAAUAAUUAGUGUAAAUCAAGUUGUGAUGGUUCUUAUUUUGGAGAUACUGUAACAAAAACUUGUCAACCAUGCGACUAGUCUUGUAAGACGUGUGAUGGACCAAAUAAUAAUAACUGUUUAAGCUGUUAAGCUCCAAAUUUAUUUUACUAACAGAAUAAUACUUGUGUCUUUCAAUGUAAAUUGAAUUAAUUUUAGGAUAGAAAUAAUUAAAUAUGUUCUUCUUGUCAUCCUACAUGUAGUUCAUGUACAGGCCCUAACGACAUAAGCUGCCUUACUUGUUCUGGGAAAACAUUUUUAUAUUAAAAUUAAUGUGUUUCUAAUUGCCCUAAAAAAUUUUUUAGCAACACUUAGAACAAUCAAUGCACACCAUGUGAUUCUACAUGCUAUACAUGUGAUGGAAGUUCUUCCAAUAAUUGUUUAUCUUGUUAAUUAUAAAGAUAUUUAGAUCCUGCAUUAAAUUAGUGUGUCUAAGUAUGUAAUUCAAAUUAAUAUCCUGAUAUAAUCUCAGAUGAAUGCAAAUAAUGUGAUAUUUCAUGUUUAUCAUGCAAUGGACCUUACUCUUCAAAUUGUACUAGUUGCAGAUAAGGUUUAUUCUAACUAAACAAUACAUGUGUUUAAGACUGCGGUGAUAAUAAUUUUGUUAUUCCUUAAACUAAUAUUUGUUAAAAUUGUUAUUUAAACUGUAAAACAUGUUCUGGACCUUCCUCAUCCUAAUGUAACUCUUGUUUGAAUGGUUUUAUCUUUUUGAAUAAUUCUUGCCAUUAAAAUUGUCCUUCAAACUAUUAUGAUGAUUAAUAACAAAUGAGAGAGUGUAAGUUGUGUAAUUCAUACUGCAAGGAAGGAUGUGGAGGACCAUUAAUAGAAGAUUGUGAUUCAAUUAAGUAUAAGUAUUAAAUAAUAUUGUACAUUCUCGCCACUAAAAGUUUUCUUUGGAUAUUUACAUCUAUAAUUAGUUUUUUCAAGGAUAAAAAGUAGUCUAAAGUAUUUGUUUAAGUAAUGAAUCAACCUAAUACCAUUGAAACUGAUAGAGUAUCUAAAAGCAAUGAAAAAAAAGAUAAUAAUUAAAUGUAGAUUGACUUAUCAUAAAUUUAAUAAACUCCUAAUAAAAUAAGCAUAGAAGAACAUAUUAAAUAAUUACAAUAACCUAGCAAAAUAUAAAAUUUUUAAGUUUAAAAAGAAUUUAACAAAGUUAUAUAAAACCAAAAUUCAAAAAGAAGGCCUAGAAAAUUAAUAAAUAAAAAUGAUUUUUAUUAAUAGUCUUAAAAACCUUGCGAAUUUUCUUAGAUUAAUUUAUAAUCAAAUUAACUUUCUAUGAUUAAAAGCACAAAUUAAAUUGUUCCUACAAUUUCUAAUCUAAUUACUGCUUCUUAGGUUAAAAACUAAAAUGACUUAGAAGUUUAAGAUGUUACUUCUAUCACAUCUAAAAAGUACAGUGCUGAUAAACUAUUUAAAUUUACAAUGGAAAUGAGUGGGUGUCUUUGUUUUACUUUUAUAAUUCAAUGA